GCUUUCAACACCACCCACGUUGCGUCGCUUGUGCGCUAAACGACGCCCAACUGAACUUCACGCAUUUUUCAAUCUCUUCAACAACCUGUCCACUCGAUUGCCGGACCUGCAAUUCUGAGGGCCAAAAAAAGCUUCGAUUUGUAGCGAAACUUCACGAUUUUCAGAGAUUCUGUUUUCAUCUGAAACUCACUUGAACCAUCAAGAUGCCGGGCGGUCUAGUCAAAGCCAAGAAGUACGACUGGAAGGAUUCCAAUCUGGCCCUCUUCGGCUCGGACACAGAGAAGUCGGUCAAGAAGGAGUCGGCCGAGACGGAGCCUGCCUGGAACGGGGCGGGGCAAGAACCGGGCCUCCAGAUCUGGCGCAUCAACAAAUUCAAAGUGGAGCACUGGCCCAAGGAGGAGUACGGGAAGUUCUUCAACGGCGAUUCGUACAUCAUCCUCAACACCUACAAAGAGAAAGACGGUAAUGAGCUGAAUUAUGACCUACACUUCUGGAUAGGCUCCGCGUCAACCCAGGACGAGUACGGAACUGCAGCUUACAAAACGGUAGAGCUGGACACCUUGUUAGAUGACAAGCCCAUACAGCACCGCGAGGUGGAGAAGCAUGAGUCGCCUUUGUUCAAGACGUACUUCAAGAGCUUCACAACUAUGGAAGGUGGGGCUGACUCUGGCUUCCGAAAGGUCACACCAGAGGAGUACAAACCUCGCUUGUUGAAGAUCUCCGGGGAGAAGAAAAACAUCCGGGUCACGCAGGUGGCUUACUGCAAGUCCAACGUCACGGAAGAUGACGUGUACAUCAUUGACAAGGGCAACAAGCUGUACUUGUACGUCGGCCCCUCUUCAAACAUGAUGGAGAAACAUAAGGGAUCGGAGGAAAUUCAGAAGAUCAAGAGUACUCGCGGCAGGGCGACCAGUGAAGUCGUGGAGAGCCUCGGGCAUGGCUGCUUCUCCGAUUUCGCCGAGUCUCCUGAGGAUGAAGACGAAGCCGAUGACGAACCAGACAACAGCGAACCGGCCAUGUUCAAGCUGUCGGAUAAAUCUGGUGAGUUGGAGUUCACUGCAAUUUCAAGCGAGGGCGGCCUUAGCAGAAGCAACCUGUCACCUGAAGAUGUCUUCAUUCUUGACACGACAAAAGAAUGCUUUGUCUGGAUCGGGUCGGGAGCCAGUGAUGCCGAGAAGCAGAAUGGCAUGAGUUAUGCACAUAACUAUCUCAGUAACACGAGCCACCCUCUUUUGUCGGUGACCAUCGUCAAGCAAGGCAAGGAAUCCCGAUCGUUCGCUGCCGCCACGGUUGCCUAAACGAGCAGCUUUCGCCACACCAGUGAUUUUCAUCUUUCGCGACACGCGUAAAGCCCCGCUUUGCGUUUAACACUGAGCUCGCUGGCCCAGAGCAUUGCACGUUCCCUUCAAAGAAUUUGUUUAACAAAUAACCACGGUGGUUUGUUUUCAAAAGGAUAAAUUUUGUCCCACCACUUCAGAAGAUUUUGAAGUAGUCCAAAUGAUAACUUGUUUCAUAAAUCCCUACCUUACUGUUUAUCCCCAAUUGCUCGAAUAUUGCUACUGGAUACACAUUCAUUUUUCCACCCUGUGCUGUUUGGCACUUUUAUUUUAUUGGUUCAAAUGUUUUUGUUCAAAGUCUAGUUCCCUGUUCCAAGCAUAAAAUGAUUAUGAGUAAGAAUUAUCAAACCGAGCAGUCAGUUAAUUCACGGGGUCACUUAAUUGGGUUUUGGCACCAGUCUGUUUGUAACUAAGUCACGUUUUACUUUUUGUUCACUGCCUCCAAGUUUGUACAAGGAGUCCGGGAACUAGACGUCUCCAAGUCGAAAGUGUUUCUGACAUAGACAUUUCCAUUUUUUGUGGAACAUUUACAUCGAAAAAGUCAUGUUUUUGAAAUUGUUCAUGAAAAAUGUUCCAUGUAAAUUUUUUAGGGGGGGGGGGGACAACUGAUCAUAGCUCCUGAGAACAGACAAUUUUGUUGCGCAUUUCCUGAAAAACUUUCAAUCUGAAAUGCUGUUCACAUGUAUAAUAUGAAAACAUCUCUGAUACGCGGAAUGGUAAUUGGUGGAAAGGUGACGUGAUCAGAAUAGUAUGGUGCUGGUGCUGCAGUUGUUGAAGUGAGCAAUGCCAGGACUUCAGGGAACCAUACAAAGAUGGCUGCAGCAGGACGGGUCUGAAAAAUUCCCCUUUUUCCAAAUGCAUGAGUGUAAAGUAAGAAUACAGUACCGUAUGCAUUUUGUUCCCACCUAUUAGAUUUAACUAGCCUAACUAGUGACCAGUAACUAGUACCUGAAGUUAAUAGAUUACCAGUAAAACAAAAUGCCAAUGAAUGUGCUCUGAGAAAUAAUUUUUUCACAAUUUUCCACAAAUGUCCCGUUUUAACGCAAUCAGCUGAGGUCUUUGACAGUAAAAGACGUGCUGAACUAAUUAUGCAAAAAAAAUUAAAAAAAUCUAAGACAGAAUCAUGUAAAUUGGUAAUGAAUUAACUAGUAAUGAUAUUUCUUAUAAUGAUUUCUUUAUGCAAUUGUAAACGAUAAGAUUGAUAAUGAAAUGGUGUUAGAAUUAUAUUCGGGGGAUUUUUUGGUAACAUGACUUUAAAAUUGCCAGUAUCAUAUUUUUAACUGACAAAAAAAAAAAAACCUGCAAAUUUUCAGAACAAAUGGUGGUAGCUGUUAACAGUAUCAAAAAUGUGUCUUUUAUUAAUGAAAAUAAUGUUUUCCAUAUCGUUUCCAUGGAUUAAAAAUCUUUCUUGUAAAUACGAAAUCCGAAUUGAAUUUGCUUGCAUAUAUACACACACACUCAUAUAUAUUGUAAAAGUGCAAAGAAUAUAUUAAUUUUUAAGUUUUUGCAUUUGGACUUCUUCGGCUUUCGAUCGUUCUUAAAUAACGUAGCUAGACAUUUUUUUUGAGUUUGUGUGUAGGUUUUUUUGAAAGUAAAGAGAGUAGUUGAUUGGUCUUUCCACAAUGAUACUAUUCUUUCAUUGAUUUAUAUAAUUUGGUAGUUACAUGUAGUUAUAUGUUUAUUAAAUUCCUUGUUGCACUGUUUUGUCCCAACGUUCAUGCUGUUGCAGGGGCUGUCGUAUGUAACUGUCAAGUAGCAUAAUUUUACUUUCUAAUCUUGUUCACAAACACGAUACAAAUCAAGAAAAGUUUAAAGUAGUCAUGGAUUUUAUUUUUUAAAACUGUUGCCAGGCAUAAUAAAGUCUUUUCUGCAACGUUGUUUCUAGAAAUCGUAAGUCAAUCCAGAAAUUCAGAAUCUCAAUCGAGUGACGAGCCAUUUUGAGGAAUUGUGACAGUGGCAUUCCUUUGUCAUUGUCCAUCCCCUGUUUGACGUAACUUGUGGUUUGACUUGUGUGAUUGACUUCACUGCUAACUCAGGCGGUGUCUGAAAGUUGUGGCUGCGGCUGGGAAUAGCAUGUGCCCCUAUGGAAGCCAUUGGCUUGUGGCUACAGCCACUUCCAAAAGACAUGCGUGUUAUUACUCCCAGCCGCAGCCAGUUGAGUCGGACAUGACCUCUUUCUUCAGUUGUCAGCUUGGUUAGGACCCUAAUUACAUUGGAUACAGUUGGGUUAACACUAGGUACCAGACUUUGUUCUUUCCAUUUUUUCACAUUCCUUAUCAUUCCAUGUGAUUUGGGUCAUUCCAUUAUUUGCAUUCCCGUAGCAACGGCUUGUAAAAAUUAAGAAAUAACUAUCAACAUACAUAGAACAUAACUGAUUUUAUUUUUGUUGCAGUAAACAGAAAAUCUUCCAGUUGUUGGUUUUCCCUGAGAAAAUUGUAUAGAGUGACCAAUUUUUUUUCUGAAGUAAAGCUUCAUUCUUAAGUAAAGAGAAUCUGCUAAAUGAUUUGGAUAUGGUGCUUUUAGAAUGUCAAGUUUGUUUUCAUCAACAACUUCACGGUAUCCUAGUCUUUAGUUUUCAUUUAGCUACUACAUCAUCAUUUUAAAGUUAACAAAAACUGUUAAAAGUGUAAACCUCCAAUGUUAUAUGAUAUGUAAUUAUGAAGUGAUGUUUUGCAAAGGCCUGUGUAUAAUUUUUUUUUUAAUAUUUGCUCUUUAUUGUAAGCUUCAACUUUGUACCAACCUUGUUCCCAGUAUGAAUAAAACUGUUCCCAAGGAAAUAGCUUUGAAUCUUGCUGUGGGGAUGAGGUUGGAGGUGAUUUGGUCAAAGAAAAUGAGACGCAUAUUCUCAAACAUUUUGAGAUUUUUUUUUUUAAAAGGGAGACAUUUAAAUAAUAGGACACUCGUUAACAAGAAAUGGCAAAAUGAAAGAAACUUUCUGAGAAAUUAUACCCAAUGAUAUUUUGAAAAGUUGAUAAAACUGUCCAAAUGUGACCUGUUUUCCUGGUUAGAUGUGUCCAAUUUAUCAUAUUUAAUCAUGUGUACAAAUUGAAUGCCACAUUUUCUUUUAAAACUGAAAUUCAGAUUUCCCGUCUUUGACAUUUCUUAUAAAACUUUAAUAUUUUUUCCCAUAUUUAUUUUUGGUUAAACAAAGAAAACUGACUUGAAAACUAUUGCUUUCCCGAUUUGUGAAUGUCGUAAUGUGCGGCACCAUUCAGUUUCCGUUCUUUGUUUAACCAAAAAUUAAGACAGUAAUGUGAUUGUCCUCUGUAAGCACAGUUCUUUUACGACUCGGCUAAUCGCAAAAUAAAGAUAUCCGAAAGAUGCAUGUUUAACAUGCUAAAUAUUAACUCUCACGCGAAGCUAUCUACAGCAUUGCAGUAUGUACACACAGUUCCUUUAAUUUGUAAAUCUGGAAUUAAACCUUCAAACGGUGACGGAUAAA
Molecule: messenger RNA, 4779 nt
Organism: Patiria miniata (bat star)
Lineage: Eukaryota; Metazoa; Echinodermata; Asteroidea; Valvatida; Asterinidae
Product: gelsolin-like protein 2
Exons: 10
Coding region: 204-1298 (364 amino acids)
Molecular function (GO): actin filament binding
Source: RefSeq, a predicted model, not a curated record